UGCACCACUGGGCUCCAACCUCGCCCAAUACUGCGAGCCAGGGCCGGGGGACAACGUGUGUGUGGCACGGGACUCGCUGCAAGCUGCAAAUAUGUGUGAUGUCAGUGAUGACAAACAACACAAAACCUAUUGGGAGAAGUAUGAGGAGGAGAUGACUCUCAGGAAGGCUCGCAUACAGCACAUCAUUCCGGAGAUCUUUUCCCCUGGUUACUCUUUCCCACGGCAGGACACUGAUGAUGACUUCACCAUCACUGUCAAUGAUCUAGUGUCCUUUGGGGACAUGAAGGAUGCAGCAAACUCAAAUCCCCAGAAUGCUAUGCACACAAAUACUGUAAAAGGAUUUGUGUGCACAGUCCGAAAAUUUCAUCCAGGAACAUAUAAGGUAACGGUCUUGAAGCUGUUUGAAUACCCAGACAAAAACUUUGGUGAAGGAGACCCUCUGGUGAUCUUCCAUCAUGAGAAGAUUGACCCUAAGCAGAUUGGCUUGCAGGUCAUCCGCCUUUGUCAGGAUUACUGUGACUACCACCAAGGAAUGAUCAACUACAUUAAUCGAUAUGACUGGUGUCACUGGAGGAACUGGGGAGCAUGGGAUGACUUUAACAAAGUUAAUGAACGAAAGCUGAUCAUCAGAGGAGAUCCCGAACCUGCGCCAGAGGAUGAAAGUAAAGGAGAGAAAAAAGAUGAAGGCAACCCCUUCUUUGAUGAACAACUCAAUGCUUUCAAGCCAGAGAGAGCAAGCACUGUAUUCUUUACCCGGUCAGAGAGUGCAGAGCAGUUGGAGGAGAGCCUAAAAUUGGGACAGUUCAGACGGUCAGAGAUCAUACCAGAACUCUUCACUAUUCACAAUGAAAAUGGUACAAUAUCACUAGCCGUUGACUACGGUGCACUGAGUGAUGCAGAGUACCUCUAUGCAAAAGUGUUUCAGGAUAUGGCUACAGAGGACUAUUUUGCUCUUGUGGUAAAUGGCAGCCUGGGUGUGCUGGAUAGUAAUGGAGGAUUGCCUCCCUUCAAACCCGAGAGCAUAAGUGAGAUUUACCAACAGUAUGGAUUCACCACAGUGUCUGAAAAUAGCCUAAAGUUCAACAUGGCUGAAUUCAUGCAUUAAGUGACUAUGUAUGUGAUUUGUUGCAUUUGAUCUUUACCAACAAAUAAGUAAAUACUAUAUUGCAUGGCCAAAGACAUAAUAUUGCAUGUUAGUAGAGAGCUUUACACCAUUGUGAAGUGAAUGCUAGUGCAUAAAUCUGUAUUUUGAAAUUGGUUGAACUGUACUUUGUUGUUUGUAAGUUGUGAAGAUUUAUACACACUGAAUAUUUUGGCUAGUAAUAACAAUCAACAGAAUACAACAUAAAAUGAAUUUUGGAUCACAUUUGUGGUAAUGCCUUUGCUUCACUUAAUCUUUUUAUAGAUUAAGUUGAAUAACUGAUAUGAAAACAAACAGUAAGCAACAAAGCUUUCUGAAUUCUUGUUAGUUAAUAUUUAUCUCUUUGAUGCUGUGAAAUGAUUUGUAUUAUUUUUAACAAAUAGUAAAUUUAUGUAUGUUUAGACAUAUUUGUAUUUAUGCUUUGUGAUAUAAACUUUUACAUUCCCUGUGUAUUGAAUGGUUAUAUUUAUUCUGAAGCACAUAAUGUAUGAACUAAUUUUCUAAUUUAGCUUUGUGACAGGCACUUCACAUUCCCAAUAUGUGUCAAAUGAGUGGCCAAAAUUUAAUAUUACUGAACGUUAAUGAACAGGUUUAUGCACAUUUUCCUAUACUUUUCCCCAUUGUAACAGAAUCUCAUAGAAUUAUCCAAAACACCUUAGGCUAAUUAUGUGGAGCCUUAAUAAUGCUGUUUGACGUCUGUGUACCUUUACACAGUAGAGGUGUGUUUAGUUUCCAGAGUCGUGGACCCCUGAUUAGGUCUCGAUUCUGCUGCCAGUUGAGCUUAUUUACAUGGCUUAAUAAGGGAGUAGUGUCGGAAUCUAACUGAAAGUCUAGUGUACAUGUACUCAACAAAACGAAUAUGCCUUAGAUAUACGUGUGUUCAGUGUCCUCUCACAGAAGCCACUAACUCCUUAGCACUGGCAGGGUAACCUUCCAUGGUGAUAAAUCUGAACUGUGCCUUGUAAUUUGAUAUACCUGUAUACAAUUGGAGGGAUUUAGUGAUGCAUGUUUACAGGACUUUGUCUCUGUUUUGGCAGGACUUGUAGCAUGUCAGAGGGAGGUAUGUGACCUCACUGCAUCUCCCCUUGCACCAGUGUCUUGAAGUCAAAAUAGUAGUGGAAACACUGUUUUUUAUUCUAUUUAUAUUAUUUUUACACCAUGUUUUGAGAAUAUCUGAGAUAACCGAAGCAGU
Molecule: messenger RNA, 2333 nt
Organism: Penaeus monodon (black tiger shrimp)
Lineage: Eukaryota; Metazoa; Arthropoda; Malacostraca; Decapoda; Penaeidae
Source: RefSeq, a predicted model, not a curated record